AUGAAGCUCGCCGCCCUCUUUGUGCUCGCAGCAGCCGGCGCCGCACUGGCCGACAAAGCCGGAUAUUACUGUGCUGGACUUACCGGAGCUCAAUUCGACGGCAUCUGUGCACUACUUCACCAACAGAAGAUCGUCGGCUUCUUUUUCAUCAGUCCCGCCUACGGCAGAGAUCCGACCAACACCCGAAGAACGCCAGGUGCUCGCCGCCUACUUUUGAAAAUAUCUCCACGAGCCUUGCAAGGCGCCCUUGGUCUCUCCCAUCCUGUCUCCGUACCUAGGAUCUUCACGCUUAUCCCAGCGAUCGGUCCGAAGCUCUUCGUCACUUCCCGGAACAGGGAAUGUCAAGUUACCAGAUUCGACACGACCAAACACUCACUGCGCAUUCAAAAACUACGAGCAAUCCAAAGAUCUCUCGAACGAAACAGUUCCAAGCCUUCCAACAAUUCCUCCAACACAUACGACAAGAUGGUUCGCCUGGCUCAGACUGUCGCUCUCCUGCUCGCCGCCAUCCCAACUGCGCUCGCAGUGGACAUUUGCCAAUGCAACAACGACCGCUACACCUACGGCGCAUGCCAGCUCGCGAUCAAGGCGACCGCCAAUCCUCCAAAGGCACGCAGAGGCCUUGACCGGGUGCCCCCAGGAGACGAUCCGAUCCACCCCCCUCACAAAGACCCGCCGACGACGCGCAACUAUCCGUUUUGGACGUACUAUUGGGACCGGGACGACAAAAAAGGCUAUGCGAGCAUCGCGCCAACGAUCCGAUAA
Molecule: messenger RNA, 765 nt
Organism: Zymoseptoria tritici IPO323
Lineage: Eukaryota; Fungi; Ascomycota; Dothideomycetes; Mycosphaerellales; Mycosphaerellaceae
Exons: 6
Coding region: 1-765 (254 amino acids)
Source: RefSeq, a predicted model, not a curated record